AUGAUUUCAGACGACGAGAAGCGAAGACUGCGUGCUCUGAAAAAGGAGCAGAGGCGGCUCGAGCAGCAACAUGGAGCAGAGAAAACAACGCAGCUCUUUAUUCGUCGCCCCCUGAUUGACCUCCCGCGCUCCGAGCCUGUGCAAGACACUUUCACCAUCAUGUCCUACAACCUUCUCGCCCAGGCCCUGAUCCGACGCAGUCUUUUCCCCGACAACGGCGCAAUACUCAAAUGGAGUAAACGAUCUGAGGCUCUGCUAGCAGAAUUGGAAUACUACGCUGCAGAUAUUAUGUGUUUGCAAGAGAUGGACUACAUCCAGUACAACAGCUACUGGAGCCCCAAAUUAGCCCAGUUGGGCUACGAAAACAAGUACUAUCGAUCGGGCACGAAAAACCACGGAGUGACAGUAUUCUACAAGGCCUCUAAGUUUGCUCUUGUCGACUCAUCGUUUAUAGACUACGACAAGGUGGCUACCGACGGCAUUGUUCCGCGCACUGCCACGCAGAACGUGGGGCUGCUGGUCGCUUUGCAGCCAAAAAACCGGCCCGACAGCGUCCUUGUGGUGGGGACCACGCAUCUGUUUUGGCAUCCGUACGGAACGUACGAAAGAACGCGCCAGACAUAUGUGGUUUUGCAGUCGAUGCUGGAGUUUGAGAAACGGGUCAAGCUUUUGCACCCGAAUUUCGCCAAAACGUACAAGUUCUUUGCCGGAGACUUCAACUCGCAGCCUUACGACUCACCGUAUUUGUCGAUCGUCCAGAAACCGAUUGUCUACAACGCACGAUGUCUGAACGUCAUUUCGUGCUCGGCCUCGUACGACUACUCCAACCAGGACGGCAAUGAGCACGAGACGCCUGUCCCAGAAGAAUUUGAGCCCAAUGAGGAGCAGCGUAAAAUGGUCCACGACAUGGAGAAACUGCACAACUCGCUCCCCGCUCGUGCCAUUUCGCUGUAUUCGCUCGGCUACCAUCUGGUCGACCCUAAAAACGCCGGGCUGGACAAUGACCGCAAUGAGCCAUUUUUCUCCAACUGGGCACACACCUGGCGUGGUCUGCUCGACUACAUCUUCUUUGUGACCGAGUGGGAUGGCUCAGACUGCACUGCGCCUGACAAACUCGAGGACUUUGAGGUCCAGCACGGCGUCAUUUUAAAGGGCCUGCUGAAACUGCCACAUCCCACGGAAAUGGAUAAGGGCCAGCCACGCGAGGGCGAGUACCCGAGCGACCACCUAUGUAUAAUUGCCGAGGUCGCAUUGCGCUAA
Messenger RNA from Ogataea haglerorum, 1260 nucleotides. RefSeq lists its product as uncharacterized. The transcript has a single exon. Lineage: Eukaryota; Fungi; Ascomycota; Pichiomycetes; Pichiales; Pichiaceae. Gene Ontology annotation, molecular function: poly(A)-specific ribonuclease activity. The coding region runs from base 1 to 1260 and encodes 419 amino acids. The record is from RefSeq and is a predicted model, not a curated record.